UCUCUCUCCCCCUCGCAGACGCUGAAAGAAAAGAAAAGAAAAGAAAAGUAAAGCCCAGUAAACACAGAAAGAGACUAUCUCUUGACUCUCUCGGGAAAGAUCCAAACCUUCUUCAAAUCAAACUCCAUAUUCUCUUCCUUCUUCAAAAUCAGGUUUCAUCAACUCUCUUCUCUCUAAUUACGUGAUAAAUAACGUAUCGCGGAGCUUCUCUUGCGCCCCUCAUGCGAUUGUUACUCCUUGUUUGUUUGCGGAGAUAGCUGCGAAUUAAGAUUACUACGAACCUUAACGGAAUCGAAACGAUGCCGUUUACUGUAUCCUCGGUUUCUCUGGGCUAGUGGGUGCGACUGAUACUCGAUUCCCUUGUGGUGAUGCUCGAACUCGUGUUCUCGUGCGUCCUUUUGGUGCUAACGCCAUGCCUUAGCUUAUCACACUCCCCCGUGACACUACCUCGCAGUUUCACCUCAGUGACGUGUCAAGACCUAAAAGGCGUUGGAUCGUUGAACACCACUUGCACACUGAACUCAAAUCACCGUUUCGAUUCCGAUACGUACGUAUACGGAACGGGGAAUCUAAUCAUACUACCACACGUCUUAGUUGAUUGCCCCAUCCAAGGAUGUACGAUCGCUUUCAACGUCUCCGGAACCAUCCACGUCACCCAAUCGGCGAGAAUCCUCGCCGGAUCUGUGAUUCUCUCCGCUGUCAAUUUAACCAUGGAGAGCAAUUCCUCUAUCCACACGACGGCGUUGUCUGGACCCCCGCCUUCUCAGACUAGCGGGACACCUGUCGGUGGAGAUGGUGCGGGUGGAGGACACGGUGGGAGAGGUGCUUCGUGUGUGAAGAGUAAUGUGUCGAGUUUUUGGGGUGGUGAUGUUUAUUCCUGGUCGAGUUUGGAUGAUCCGUGGAGCUAUGGGAGCGAAGGAGGGGCUAAGUUGAACGCAGGAGGUAAAGGUGGAGGUCGUGUUAGGAUAGUAUUGAAGGAUACGAUGCUGUUGAAUGGUUCCGUUUCUGCUGAGGGCGGUGAUGGUGGAGAGGAAGGGGGUGGAGGAUCUGGAGGAAGUAUCUGUAUUCGUGUGGUUAAGCUGAGAGGUUACGGUAAAAUAUCUGCAUCGGGUGGGAGGGGAUGGGGUGGAGGUGGUGGAGGAAGGAUCUCCCUUGACUGUUACAGCAUUCAAGAAGAUGUCAGAGUUCUUGUGCAUGGUGGUACAAGUCUCGGAUGCCCCAAAAAUGCUGGAGCAGCUGGAACGUACUUUAAUGCAGAAUUGUCGAGUUUAAGGGUUGGGAAUGAUAACAUGACUACAGAGACUGAAACUCCUUUGCUCGAUUUCCCUACGAGGCCUCCGUGGUCAAACAUCUAUGUAGAUAAUCAUGCUAAAGUUUUGGUUCCGUUGCUUUGGACCAGGAUGCAGAUCAGAGGUCAAAUCAGUCUUUAUCGGGGAAGCAGCAUUGUCUUUGGGUUAUCAAAUUUUCCAGAUUCAGAAUUUGAGCUUGUUGCAGAAGAGCUUUUAAUGAGUAACUCCGUAAUAAAGGUUUACGGUGCAUUACGACUUGUUACGAAGAUACUGCUCAUGUUGAAUUCUGUAAUUAAAAUCGAUGGCGAAGGAAACCCUGCAGUGCCUUCCUCUGUACUCGAAGUUCGCAACCUUGCAGUUCUAACGGAAAAUUCCAUCAUUACUUCUAAUGCGAACUUGGGUGUAUAUGGUCAAGGAAUGUUGAUGCUCACCGGUCCUGGAGAUGCAAUUAAAGGGCAGAGACUUUCCUUAUCUCAGUUUUACAACGUAACUGUUGGACCAGGUUCUAUACUUCAGGCACCACUUGACGACGACGAAAGCAAAAACGCGGUUACUCAUUCCCUUUGCGAGAGCAAGACAUGCCCAGUAGACUUGAUAAGUCCGCCAGAUGAUUGCCAUGUUAAUUAUACACUAUCAUUUUCCCUUCAGAUAUGUCGAGUUGAGGACAUUCUUGUGAGUGGUAUUGUUAAAGGAAGCAUAAUUCAAAUCCAUAGAGCAAGAACGGUAGUAGUUACUAAUGAAGGCCUGAUCAGUGCAUCUGAAUUUGGUUGCAGUGGUGGCCUGGGGAAAGGACUUUAUUCAAAUGGGGCUGGUAGUGGUGCCGGGCAUGGAGGGCGAGGGGGAUCGGGCAUUUUCAAUGGGAGAGUGUGCAAUGGAGGUCAUACCUACGGCGAUCCUGAUUUUCCCUGUGAGUUAGGGAGCGGAGCUGAGAGUCCAGAUAAAUCAUAUGGGAAUGUGAUUGGUGGAGGGAUGAUUGUAAUUGGCUCCAUCCACUUUCCUCUUUUGACGCUUAAUCUACGUGGAUCAUUAAGCUCUGAUGGCCAGAGCCUUGGAAAGCCAAUAACGAACGGUAACAGAUCUUUGGUCGGUGGAGUUGGUGGAGGAUCUGGUGGCACGAUUCUUCUUUUCCUUCAGAUGCUUGAACUCUCAAAGAACUCAUCUCUAUCAGUAAGAGGGGGCAGAGGUGGCCCUCUCGGGGGAGGUGGGGGUGGAGGUGGAAGACUUCAUUUUCACUGGGACAUGUUACACACUGGUGAUGAGUAUUUUCCUGUUGCAACUGUCAAGGGGUUCAUUAGUAAUAGAGGAGGCGCAGGGGACAAUGUAGGCCGUUUUGGGGAAGAGGGAACAAUGACUGGAAAAAAGUGUCCGAAGGGACUCUAUGGUACAUUUUGCUUGGAAUGCCCCAUUGGGACUUUCAAGAAUGUUGAAGGUUCUGACAAACGUCUUUGUACACCCUGCCCACCUGAGCAUCUUCCAAGCCGUGCAAAAUUUGUAUACGUACGAGGAGGAGUUAGCGAACCUUUUUGUCCCUACAAAUGUGUGUCUGACAAGUACAGAUUACCAAACUGCUAUACACCUCUGGAAGAUCUCGUCUAUACAUUUGGAGGGCCAUUUCCAUGUGCUCUUCUUCUGUGUUGUGUGGUGGUAGUCUUGGGUCUGUUGCUAAGCACGUUAAGUAUCAGAUUGCUAAGAUCAAGUUUCUAUAGUACCAGUUCCAUCGAACACCAGAGUACUCAUUGUUUACCCCAUCUCCUGUCACUCUCUGAGGUCCGAGGCGCAAAAUCUGACGUUACACAAACCCACGCUUACCGUAUGUACUUCAUGGGUCCAAACACUUUCAGGGAGCCUUGGCAUCUGCCCUGUUCUCGUCCCCAUGCAAUCAUCGAGAUGGUGUACGAGGAUGCUUUUAACAGAUUUAUCGAUGAGGUCAACUCUACUGCGGCGUAUGAUUGGUGGGAAGGGUCUGUGCACAGCAUUUUAUCAGUUCUGGCAAAUCCUUGCGCCUGGUCUUGGAAACAAUGGCGUCGCAGGAGAAAAAUUCAUCGCCUUCAAGAAUACGUAAAAACUCAAUAUGACCACUCUUGCCUCCGCUCAUGCAGGUCUAGAGCUCUAUACAAAGGCAUGAAGGUUGGAGCCACUCCGGAUCUGAUGGUUGCAUACGUAGAUUUUUUUCUCGGCGGUGACGAGAAGCGUGUAGAUAUGGUCUCUAUUAUACAGAAAAGGUUCCCAAUGUGCAUACUUUUUGGUGGAGAUGGAAGUUAUAUGUCACCCUAUAGUCUUCAUAGUGACGGACUGUUAACAAAUCUUCUUGGCCAGCACAUCCCACCAAGUGUUUGGCACCGCUUUGUUGUCGGUUUAAACGCACAGCUUAGGACUGUGAGGCAUGGAUCAAUUCGUUCAGCGUUACUUCCUGUCAUUAGGUGGGUAAACAGCCAUGGGAAUCCUCAACUCGAAUUCCACGGAGUAAGAAUUGAGCUUGGAUGGUUUCAAGCUACAGCUUCUGGAUAUUACCAACUUGGUAUCUUGGUUUUUGUUGGUGAUUUUCCUCUGAACACUGUGAACCAGUCGAUUUCAUUCAGCAGAAGUGACGACGGCGAGUCCCCUCGGAACAGCUCUGCAUGUCCCAGCAAUUCUCUUAUCGAGUUGCAACAAAACUUGAUCCAACCAGGGCAUGGGUUAUCUCGGAAGAGAAUCAAUGGAGGAAUAAACGGAGGCCUCAUCAACGAGAUCUCAAUACAAUCUCUGGAGUACAGGAAGGACUUGCUUUACCCGUUUUCUCUCUUGUUAAACAAUACACGACCCGUUGGUCGUCAGAAUACUCUUCUACGUUUGAUCUCCAUCCUUCUUCUUGCGGAUCUUUCAGUUACAAUCCUUGCAUUGCUUCAGUUCUAUUGGCUUGCUCUUGCAGCCUUUCUCGCUAUCCUCCUGAUACUCCCUCUCGCUCUGCUUUGCCCAUUCCCCGCUGGCCUUAACGCUUUAUUAAGUAAAGAAAUUAGAAGAGCUUCACUUACUCGUGUCUACGCCCUUUGGAACGCUACAUCUCUAACCAACGUCAUUGUGGCUUUCGUUUGUGGUGUCAUUCAUUCCGUAUUUUUCUAUGACAAUCCAAGUGAUAAGACAAACAUCUGGAACGCCAUAAGAGAUGAUGAUAAGUGGUGGGUAUUACCAACAAUGCUCUUGUUACUCAAGUGGAUACAAGCUCGGUUCCUUGACUGGCACGUCGCGAAUCUAGAAGUAUCAGACUUUUCUCUUCUUUGUCCCGAUCCAGAUACGUUCUGGGCAUAUGAAUCUGGAGCUUGACGAUCCAAAAUGAGUAUAAAGGAAGACGAUGAAAAGAUGGUAUCUUAUUUUCCAUGUAAAUCUGCUAAAAAGUACAAGUAGGUAGUUCUCACUUCUCAGUGUUAUCUGGAGAAGGGUUUUGCCAGACGAAACGCUAGUUUUAUAAACUAGAGAGUUUAGAUGGAGAUCAAAUUCUAAACCCUAACCGAAAGUUAAAUUUAUUAUUUGUUUGGUACGUGAAAAGUUCAGUGUAUAUUAUACGUUCAAAUGUAAGUUGGUUAAAGUUUAGGUAUAAAGGCAGAACCAUUUAAAACA
Brassica oleracea var. oleracea is the source of this 4883-nucleotide messenger RNA. RefSeq lists its product as uncharacterized. The record is from RefSeq and is a predicted model, not a curated record. The coding region runs from base 369 to 4589 and encodes 1406 amino acids. The transcript has 22 exons. Lineage: Eukaryota; Viridiplantae; Streptophyta; Magnoliopsida; Brassicales; Brassicaceae.